UGCCGAGUUAGUUGCCAUGGCGACCAGUACAGAGGAUAGCCCAGAGUGGCUCCUUGACCUGCUGAAGGAGAUCCAGCUUGACCAGUUCUACGUGAAGUUGAGGGAUGAUCUGCAGGUCACACGCUUGUCUCACUUUGCCUAUGUCAAGAGCGAAGAUUUGGAGAAAGUUGGCAUGGGAAAGCCUGGUAUACGCAGGUUAUUUGAUGCCGUCAAAAAGAAGAAAAAUGCCAGCAAAAAAGGCAUUUUCCAAAAGAUCAUUCCAGGCUCCAAAGAAAAAGCCAGUUCAAUUUCCACAGCGAUAUCCACUCUGACCAAGCGAUCGGGUUCCCAAAGUAGGCCCUCUGUCAGCUCCAUCAACUCCCUGAGUGAUGUGGCGCUGACCUGUUUGAUCAACGACAAGGACUUGUGUCUCUACGGCAAGCUUGGGGACGGUUCUUUUGGUUUGGUCAGGAAGGGAGAUUGGACAACACCAUCUGGAUGUAAGGUGCCAGUGGCAGUGAAGAUCUUAAAGAAUGAUGUCCUUGCCAUUCCUGGAGCAUUUGAAGACUUUGCCAAGGAGGUGAACGCCAUGCACUCCCUGGAUCACCCAAACCUGAUCCGCCUGUAUGGGGUUGUCUUCACCUCACCUCUCAUGAUGGUCACAGAGCUGGCUCCUCUUGGUGCGUUAAUUGACCGUCUCCGCCAAGAGGGUCACCGUUAUCUGAUCUCCUCACUCUGUGACUACGCUCUGCAGAUAGCCACUGGCAUGGCAUACCUGGAGAGCAAGAGGUUCAUUCACAGAGAUCUGGCAGCCAGAAAUGUUCUGCUGGCUACUUCUGAAAAGGUGAAGAUUGGAGAUUUUGGUUUGAUGAGAGCUCUUCCCAGUCAGGAAGACCACUAUGUGAUGACGGAACACAGGAAGGUGCCAUUUGCCUGGUGUGCCCCAGAAUCUCUCAAGUGUCGCCAGUUCUCCCACGCCAGUGACACCUGGAUGUUUGGAGUGACACUGUGGGAGAUGUUUUCCUAUGGAGAAGAACCGUGGCUGGGUUACAAUGGAACACAGAUUUUGCAGAAAGUGGAGCUUGGUGAGCGUCUCCUGAAGCCAGACCACUGUUCUAUGGACUUUUAUCAACUGAUGCUACAGUGCUGGUCACACAAGCCGCAGGACAGACCCACCUUUGAGGCCCUCAAGGAUUUCAUAUGUGAGGCACGCCCAAUGGAGAUGCGUGCUAUGAGUGCGUACUCGGAGGAGGGUAAGCUUCACACGGAGGAGGGGGAUGUCCUGACAGUGAUAGAGGGCAGAGCUGAGUGUUAUUACUGGAAAGGACAGAACAAGAGAACCCAUGAAGUUGGUCAGUUUCCCAGAGCACUGGUUGACCCCCAGAGGAAGAUGACAGGGCAGGAUAUCAGUCAGCCGCUGAAACACAGUUUUAUCCACACGGGCCACGCAGAUGCUGGGGGAAAAUCCUGGGGCGACCCUGGGGUCAUAGAUGAUGUGUACUUAAGGAACCCCAUGGAGCCGCCGGAUAUAAUGGGAGAGACGGAGCCAGUGCAGCCUCUUCAGCUGCCGGACAGGAAUAAAAAACUUUUUAAGUCUGGGAGGCAGUUUAAUUACAACAAACUAGAAAAUGAGAUGAGAAGUGGAGACACAAAGCCGUCAUCAAAAUCAACCAAGAGCCUCCCCAGUAACAGCGACAGUAGUAGUUCUGGUACCAAGGUUCCUCUAAAAGUUCCUCAGCCCAAGAAAUCAGACUCUGUGCCAAAGAGUCACACUGCUGUAGGACUGCUUAUUGAUCUCAGUGAUGAUUCCGCACCUGCGUCAGCACCACAGCCGCCUCCUGCGAGGCCGCCUUCUGCUAGCGCCAUUACCCUAUUGGACGGUUUGCCAGAUACUCCAAAAUACCAAAGCUUGCCACUACCUCUGUUUGACAAACCGAGCGAUCCAUUCUUGGUAAACCCAGAGUUAAAGAGGUAUGCAUUAAAUUUGGGUCCACUCCCUGAGAACAGACCACGUACCCACAGCGGGGGAUCACUCAAGGAUUUCAGGGUGCGUUCUACCAGUGCUUAUGGUACCAUGCCAUCCCCAAACAGCCCCGGGUCCCGCAGUGAUGUUGGGAUCCCGCCGUCAGUACCCAGUAUGUACAGUAAUGUGCCUGGAGUGGCUGGUGGGUUCACACCUAAGCCAUACACACAGGGUGUACCAAAGGGGCAGGUAGCAGCUGGGUUCAUGCGGGAGGACACCAUGAGGCAGAGCAUGCCUGCACGAUUCAGCAUCAGUGACAACAAGGGCGACAUGACCUCCCCAGGCAGGCUGUACGACCAAGUACCAGACGAGUCCAAAGACAAGUAUUCAAAUUUUGCCGCGGAGGUGGCCAAGUGGGAAAAGUUUGGCCAGACAGACACCUCGACCAAAACAAGUUUUCAGCCCAGACAGCAUUCUUCUUGGCACAAAGACAGUUCUGUUCGAUUCUCAUUGGAUGGAAGUCCACCAAUGAAAAUGUCGGAUCAUCUUCACCUCCUGUCAGACCCCGACUCCAGUGGAGGGAGACGGUUGGAUAAAAAUAGCGGCGGGGCUGCGGAUGUAUUUGGACCACGUUUAUACGAUGAGGUCCCCAAUGAAUCAUUCUCCAAACCACAGGAUGUAAAACCAAAAAUACUCUCUAACACACAUAAUAUACUCUCUAACACUCCACUUUAUGGGAAUGUUGGAAGUAACCUUGACUUUGAGAAGUUAUCUCUAAGUAGUUCAGAUAAUUCUGACGUCCCACCAACCUUACCACCAAAAGACUAUAAUGAAGAACUACGGAAAGCAAAUGCGAAGAGACCAAAAAUCCGACCCAUCUCCCAAAGUGGAGUGCAGCUAACACACACUCAUUAUUUUCUCAUUCCUCCCAAGGGGGCGCCACCGCCAACUGCUGAAAUCAAGCCAUUUUCGGUAGAUGGAAAAUCUAAGUUUUACACGUCAGCAUCGUCGUCUUCCCCUGCGACAUAUCAGAAUAUCGAGGCAUUGGGCAUCCAAUCCAACACCAGCUGCAUGUCAUGGCAGGGGAUGACGGGGUUCAAGGCCGUGUCGUCAGGUGAUGAGGUAGCCGUGGCGACAGGAUUUUCAGAUUCCGCGUCCAUGAUGGGUGCAGCUCAAGCAGUUUCAGUCCCAAGAAAAGAUCAGAUUUACGAGGUCCAGUCGCGAAUCCGAGGGGCCAGCUUCGACGAGUGCCACACGGCGCUAUGUAAAAUGCACUGGAAUGUAGAAGAGGCAGUGAAAUAUCUAAAAGUUGAGCAGCUAUUUCGUCUGGGACUUGCAACGCGGGAUCGCUGCACGCAACUUUUGAAGCACUUUAAGUGGGACUUGGAAAUGACGGCCUCGGCCCUGUUGGAUGAACUUCAAGCGGGAGAGGCUGGGUCAGCUGUAUAGCAGUGAGGGUGGCUGCACAAUGGUGUAUAUUAUAUUUUAUUAUAUAUCAGGCCCGUAACCAGGGGGGUUUCGAAAGCACCCUUUUUGUCAGAAAAAGGUCCACUCUGAGCAAAAUUUGAUCUAGGUAUACAAAGAUUUCAUUAUAAAAGGUCCACU
Messenger RNA from Lingula anatina, 3547 nucleotides. RefSeq names its product activated CDC42 kinase 1. Gene Ontology annotation, molecular function: protein binding; protein tyrosine kinase activity; ATP binding. The record is from RefSeq and is a predicted model, not a curated record. NCBI's taxonomy places the organism in Eukaryota, Metazoa, Brachiopoda, Lingulata, Lingulida, Lingulidae. Gene Ontology annotation, biological process: protein phosphorylation.